Chroicocephalus ridibundus (black-headed gull) is the source of this 2753-nucleotide messenger RNA. RefSeq names its product potassium calcium-activated channel subfamily N member 1 (gene KCNN1). The record is from RefSeq and is a predicted model, not a curated record. The transcript has 10 exons. Bases 1009 to 2622 code for a protein of 537 amino acids. Lineage: Eukaryota; Metazoa; Chordata; Aves; Charadriiformes; Laridae. Gene Ontology annotation, molecular function: small conductance calcium-activated potassium channel activity; calmodulin binding. Gene Ontology annotation, biological process: potassium ion transmembrane transport. Gene Ontology annotation, cellular component: neuronal cell body; neuron projection; plasma membrane.
GGACACCGCCGAGACACCCGGGCUGCGGCGGUGGGCGUCCUGCUGCCGCAUCGCCCCCACCUUCCCGGCGCGGGAGCUGCCGGGCGCGGGGAGGCUCGGGGCCAUCGCUCAAGGACAUACGGUGGCCGCCACCAGCAGCACAAGCCAGGGGGGAACCUGCCGUGUCCCCCGUCCCCAGGAUGGGGUCAUGGGGGACCGCGCUCGGUGCCUCUGCGCAUCCCGCCCGAGCAUCCCUGGGGAUGCAGCCACCGGCCGCUGCAUCCCCAUGGGGACAGGGGACAAGGGACAGGGACCCCUCGGUUCUUCCCGGCUUUAAUCAACCCUCCGGGUGCCGAAUCCUGCCGGAGACGUCCCCAUCGAUGUCCUGACAGGGGGAAGAUUUAAUAAGGCCCAUUUACGUCGCCAUCGAUAGAAGCUAUUAGCGAAACGACCACGGAGAGAUGUUUAAUAAAAUAUUUACUGUCACCCGCUCCGGGGGCGGCUUCACCCACCCCAUCCCAGGUUGCCAAAAACUUUGCCAGGCCCCGGCACGGCUCUGGCAUCCCCGGCAGCACCGCCAUGAGAGGGGCCCUGGGAAACCAACCGCUUCCCCUCCCUCCCUCCCUCCCUCCCCUCCCUGCCCGGCUGCGUAUUUUUCUCCCCCGACCGAAGUAUUAAAAAGAAAUCGGAGCCCAUUUUCCUGCCAUAAAUUUGGCAGAAUGGAGAGAAAAUGAUCCGGCUCUGGAGGGGAGCCAACGGCCCCGGAUCCACACCGGGGAGCAGAGCCGGGGCGCUGGAGCCCGGCCACGCAGCCUCCGCGCCCGCAGGGAGCAGGGAAACGUCUUCCCCGGCUCCGGCGUGGAGGGAAGCCCAUGGCACCCGGCCCCCCGGACCCCCCCCACACCAAGCCCUGGCCCCGCAGCCCCUAACGCCCCGAGGGCCCCCCCGGCCGGUCCUGGGGACCCCAAGCAGGUCGCCCCCGCGCCGCUGAGCCAUGCGGGAUCACCCGGCCCCCUCCCCGCCAGAGCCAUGAGCGGCUGCCGGUACAAUGGGGGGGUGGCACGGCCACGGGGACCCCUGAGCUCCUCCGCUCGCACCCUGCACCCGCUGGAGGGUGAGACCCAGCCGCUGCGGCCACGCCAUCCCCCCGGCCUGGAGGUGGUGGUCUCACGGCCGGAGCAGCCCGGGGGUCCCGAUGCCAGCCCGGCAGCGGCGGGGCAGGAUGCGGCCGAGGAGCGGGGACGGGGACCGCGGAGAAACCAGAACAUCGGGUACAAGCUGGGACACCGGCGAGCCCUCUUCGAGAAGCGGAAACGCCUCAGCGAUUACGCCCUCAUCUUCGGGAUGUUCGGCAUCGUGGUCAUGGUCACGGAGACGGAGCUGUCCUGGGGGGUCUACACCAAGGAGUCAUCGUAUUCGUUUGCACUGAAAUGCCUUAUCAGCCUCUCGACCGUCAUCCUCCUGGGGCUCAUCGUCAUGUACCACGCCAGGGAGAUCCAGCUCUUCAUGGUGGAUAACGGUGCCGACGACUGGCGCAUCGCCAUGACCUACGAGCGCAUCUUCUUCAUCGCCCUGGAGCUGAUCGUCUGCGCCAUCCACCCCAUCCCCGGCCAGUACCUCUUCACCUGGACGGCCCGGUUGGCCUUCACCUACGCCGCCUCGGUGGCCGACGCCGACGUGGACAUCAUCCUCUCCAUCCCCAUGUUCCUGCGGCUGUACCUGAUCGGGCGCGUCAUGCUGCUGCACAGCAAGCUCUUCACCGACGCCUCCUCCCGCAGCAUCGGCGCCCUCAACAAGAUCAACUUCAACACCCGCUUCGUCAUGAAGACCCUCAUGACCAUCUGCCCCGGCACCGUCCUCCUGGUCUUCAGCAUCUCCUCCUGGAUCAUCGCUGCCUGGACGGUCCGCGUCUGCGAGAGGUACCACGACAAGCAGGAGGUGACCAGCAACUUCUUGGGGGCCAUGUGGCUGAUCUCCAUCACCUUCCUCUCCAUCGGCUACGGGGACAUGGUGCCGCACACCUACUGCGGGAAGGGCGUGUGUCUGCUCACCGGCAUCAUGGGUGCCGGUUGCACCGCUCUGGUUGUCGCCGUCGUUGCCAGAAAGCUAGAGCUCACCAAAGCGGAGAAACACGUGCACAACUUCAUGAUGGACACGCAGCUGACGAAGCGGGUGAAAAAUGCUGCUGCCAACGUACUCAGGGAAACGUGGCUCAUCUACAAACACACCAAGCUGGUGAAGAAGAUCGACCAUGCCAAAGUUCGGAAACACCAGCGUAAGUUCCUCCAAGCCAUCCAUCAGUUGAGGAGCGUGAAGAUGGAGCAGCGGAAGCUGAACGACCAGGCCAACACGCUGGUGGACCUGGCAAAGACCCAGAACGUCAUGUACGACAUGGUCUCGGAGCUGCAGGAACGUCACGAGGACCUGGAGAAGCGGUUGGGGGCCUUGGAGAGCAAGAUGGAGGCGCUGGGGCUGAGCCUGCUGGCGCUGCCGGGGCUGGUCAGCCAAGCCCUGGGGCAGCAGCAGCGCGAGCUCCUGGGGAGCUGGACCCCCCGCCUCUGCUCCGCCACCGCCCCUUGCACCCCCACCCGACCCCCCAGGUCCCCUUCCACCGCCCCCCCCACCUCCUCGGACAGCGGGUGAUGGGUUUAUUUUUAUUUUUGGGGGUGGUGGUGGUGGUGGUCGGGGGGGGGCAGAGGGGGGGGCGCCUCUUAUGUCUGGCCAUCGUGUGGCUGAUUUCAGUAGCUUUGUUCUGUAAAGCCCUGUAUAAAUUU